AGCUUUAGGUUUCUUAUUAGCAUUACAGUGAAGACGAGCACGAGUCCCAUAGUUUUAUUAUUUAUUGAAUAUGACGUAGCUGCGGAUUUUCAUGUUGAAUCUUAUUUGGUGUCCUGGGUAGUAAGCUACCCAUCAGGAUCAUGCCCGAUAUCAAGCUCCAUCCAUGUCUCAUCAGCAUGGUUCUCUUACGACAACGACUCGUCGCAGCAACGGCAGUACUACUAGUUCUUGUUGUGUCCUCCUCGUCAUUUUGUACUGCGGCCAAGGCUACCAGGUCUGCUCAAAGAAGAGACAUCUUCAAAAGGAACAAAAGGACUAGAACAUCGACUUCUGCACUCAGUUUUUUGCAGCAAGAUGUACUCUCCUUGGCUAUGGACGGGCUGUACCGCUCAGCUGCUGGCACUAGCUAUUGCAGUUGCGAGUGUUGCGAGAGCCACGAGUCAGUGUCCUGUCAAGCACCAUCAGCAUCCUCUUAUGUUGCUAGCUUGUCACUGCUAGUUGUAGUGCUUGUCCUUUCUGAGGACGCUCAAGAAUGAAGUAGCAUAUCUUCCUUAGUACCUUAGUAUUACACUUAGCAUAUCCUUAGUACCUUAGUACAACUACACUGUAGAAGUACGAACUUCGUAGUAAGUCUAAGUGUAGGUACAUCAAUUUUCGCUGCUAGUAGUGCUUGUCCUUUCUGAUGCUCAAGAAUGAAGUAGCAUAAUAUCCUUAGUACCUUAGUAUUACACUUACAGCAUAUCCUUAGUACCUUAGUACAACUACACUGUAGAACAAGUACGAACUUCGUAGUAAGUCUAAGUGUAGGUACAUCAAUUUUCGCUGCUAGUAGUGCUUGAUGUCCUUUCUCCUGACGCUCAAGAAUGAAGUAGCAUAAUAUCCUUAGUACCUUAGUACUACACUAAUUUUCGCUGACAACUGGUUACCAGUGCGGAUACAGCAAGCCUUUCGAUGAUCAGAGUGGAUCUUGCAGCGAGCGUUGUUAUCCUCCAGAUGCGAACGUUACGAAGGAGCAGGAUUAUCCUCUUCCUCACCCAUGUUAAUUUAAUUUUUGACCACAGGAGAAGAAGAACUCAUGUUAAUAGAGUAGUAGAGAAGUGAACACUGUCUAACCCCAAGAGUCGUGGGUACAUUCAUUCAUUCAAUGUAAUUUUUGAGGAGAAGAACAAAACGAACUCCACCUGCCCUUGUAAGCAAUGGAGGCAGGUGGAGUUCGUUUUGUUCUUCUUGUCCUGUGGUCAAAAAUUACAUUAACAUUAGAGGUUUCCGAAUUGCAUCCCUCACUACCAUCCUUGGCUCCUUUUCAAGGGGGAAAUAGGUCAAGGAUGUUCUGAGGAAUGCAAUAUGGAAACCUCUAAUGUUAAUGUAAUUUUUGUGUAAUUUUUGAGGAGAAGAACAAAACGAACUCCACCUGCCCUAAAAAAGCAAAAAAAGUCUUAUGAGAACCACAGUUAGCUUGGUCUAUUCUAACAAGCGUGUGAACGUCCCAAGCGAAGAAAAUCAAGCACGAUUUUGCGAAUUGAACUGUCGCGUUACGAAGGCAGAGAGUGGCGCGACGUGCGAAAUGGCGGCUCCUGUUAAGGCUCCUCGCCAGAAUUUGAUACUGUGCUUCGUUUACAAGAAGUGCCACUGCUUUUCUUUUCUAGUACAUCUCUCUGCAACAACUCAUCUUCAGUGGUUCCUUCAUCAUUUCCGUUCUCGCAGGCUCCUCUCAUUCGUUGAUUCGGAACUUAGCACCUGAAUGAAAUGCUUUGAGCACCUCUAAUCCGGAAAUGAUCCAAAAGACGCAGCCAACAGAAGCCCGCGAAGGUGGCAACCCGUGCGCAUUGGCUGUUUGGUCUAACCACGGCACCGGCCUUGACGUGUUCUUAUUUUUUAGCUUUCUCCAGCAUCGCCAUGAUCUUCUUCCUCGUGACAAGAAGUAAAGUAAUAUCAUGCUGUCGAGUGUUGACGAAGUACUUGUGGAGCCACCUGUGAAAAAUGAUGAUCAUGUAUCAAUAUGUUGAAGAAAGUAAUCUUUAGUAGAUGAAAGAAGCUCCUCCACCAAACUGUGAAUUUUCAGGCAUACAUUGGCGCAGUCCCGCCGUUACCUCUAGUCGAUUCCAACGCUUCUGACUCAUCGGGAGAGGAGACUGGAGCAGCUAGAGAAGCAAAUGCGGAAGAAAAUGAGGAUGAAAACGCAAAGAAAAAAGAAAAAUACGAAAUCGAUUUGCGAGGAGUACUCUUGCUACGUUCUUGUCUAUCUGUAUCUCUACUUGUUCGAACUAUUCAUUAAAAAUAAAUAACAUGAACGUGGAAGCAAUAACAUGAACAUGAACUAUUCAUUAAAAAGUGAGUAAGUAAAAGUAUGCACAUGCAGAUGCAACGUAGGAAUCACUUGAUGAUAUACGACAACUCCGAAUAGUUAUUCGGGCGGACGAAGAUGGCAGAAGCAGCGGGAGCGAUCGCAAGUGCCAAAUUUAAGACCACAAGGAUUUAGCUCUAGAAGUUCAGAUAUUUUUUUAGUGUUACAGUUUCUGAAUUUAGUUCUGAAUUUGAAACCUCAAAAGUAAUACUUUUGAAGUAUCAGAAUCAGCAUGAUGUAGUCUCCAUUGUCUCAAUUGUAUUUGCUCACCUACUUGCUUCUUCUAAGACCCCCGCAAGUGCUCGUGCAACUUACGCUCGUGCUCGGGCCAAAGCAGCAUCAGCGAAAGUGGCUCAAGUCCAAGAGGCAGUAUUGCAGACCGCAAACGAAGGCGUAGAAAGUGCCGCAGAAGCGACACAGAUGCUCACAGCUGCAAAAGAAGACUUCGAAAAUGCAGUGAAAGAUUAUGUUGAACUUCUGUUUUGUUUUUGAUGAUAUGAAUAUGAUAGUGAUUCAUGAUUUUCAUUGCUCGCUAAUUCCCCUUGCAGAAAGCGCGUGUGCUGAGCGAGCAGGUAGCAGGUAUGGCUGUGGCCGAGGCAGUGAAACUGAUCAAGAAAGAAGUGGCACCUAUUGCGAAGAAGACGGCAGAGCUGAAGGCUGAGGCUUAUGGCUGGGACAAGCCAGACUUUUGGCCUCGAGUGGUAGCAGCCCGAGCUGCCGAACCAUAUCAACAACAGAUGGUACAACCCAUGCUCUUUUCAAGUGCAACCAUGGAUGUCCAUGUCGCCAAAGAACUUCAUGAUUUUCAUCAGGGUAAUCAUGAGAUAUCAUCGUCAUCUUCAAGGUAAUCAUCAUGAUCUUGGUCUAGCAUCCACGUCCCCAUUUUCAUCACUAAAAAAUGUAUUUGUCCUCUACCUCCAGGUAACCGCUACCCAGCGUGUGAGUGAGUACGAUGGUCAAGCUCGCCAGCUGAUUGCCAAAGCGAUCGGGAAGCAACACGAAGCACAGUCUGAAGCUGCCAAAGUAACCUCUUUGAAGGAUGAAAUCGAACGGGCAGAAGCAGAUCAUCGAGUUCGACAACUGGUGCGGGAGAGCAAGUUACGGACUACUAGUAGUAAGUAGAUCAGUCACUGAGAUGACAGCACCAGUCCGCAGAUGAUGAUCACUGAGAUCUUGUAGUUGUUCUGAUGCUCCAAAUUUAUUUCAUCCUACGGUUAUUGGCAUCAUCAAGCGCACUGAGACAUCAUGGUGACUUCGAUAUCAGCGCCAUCACCCUCCUCAGCUGCUCGCUUUUUUCCCUCAUCUCCUAUUAUUUCGAAAAAUGAUAAAGUAAAACUAAAAAAAUGAUCUUCUAAGUCCAGCACUAGAGGCUGCUGCACAAGCUGCGUAUGCGACAGCGCAACAAGCGCGAACGCAAGUCACUGAAUAUCAGCAGGCGGCUUUUGCGGCAGCGGACGCUGUCAGUGGAAACUACACAGCGACCUUCAACUCGGCAAAUGCUGUCGUAGCCUGAGCAUGAGCAUCAUGUUUUUAGACAAGUCUAGUACUUGUUGAAGAAGGAAGCCAAGCUGUAAUGUUUCAAGAAUGAUCUCAUACUGUGCAUAGCAAAAGCAAUUAUAGCAAAAAUGAAAAUGUCACCACACACAGCCUCUCCUCCAUGAAGGAGUGCGUCUUCUAGUACCCUACGCAAACAGGGAAAGUCUGAUAUUCUUCUUCUUCAACCAAUGCACCUUAUUUAUCAUCAUCUAGCAAACUAAGAAAUAGUUCGUAGUCGUUUUUUUUGUCCAUGAUAAACAGAAGAUCAAGCGGUAGCGCCGGAUCUCAACGCCGU
Molecule: messenger RNA, 4175 nt
Organism: Amoebophrya sp. A25
Lineage: Eukaryota; Dinophyceae; Syndiniales; Amoebophryaceae
Source: the annotation of a GenBank genome assembly